Molecule: messenger RNA, 1041 nt
Organism: Cooperia oncophora
Lineage: Eukaryota; Metazoa; Nematoda; Chromadorea; Rhabditida; Trichostrongylidae
Source: the annotation of a GenBank genome assembly
AUGCGGACACAGGCACGCUGUCACGUAUGUCUGAAAGGUCCAUUUCCUCUGAGCAGGCUAUAUCGUCACUUACGAACGGUCCACGACAUAUCACAGGAUGAAGUUAAAGAAGUGCAAAUUGCCAUAAGAAAAGCAAUGCACAAAGAAAAAGUGGAGCUGAAGUGUGAAUUCUGUGGUGGUACAUAUUAUUCAGAUAAAGGACUAAGUAAACAUAAGCGGGUCGUCCAUGGAGAGGCGCGAAGACCUGUGAAAUGUCCUGGAUGCGAGUUUUCUUCACAUACAGUGUUGGAACUAGCAAACCACUGUAGGAAUAAACACUCUGGGAAUGGAUUAUCAUUUAACCUAGAAACGCAGGACUUUAAAAAUUGGAACCUGUUUGCGAUGUGGUUAUCUAGUCGAGAGUCAGCUACUUAUUCAAAACUUUCUAUAAGAAGGACCUGGAAGCCUAAUGACGCAGUGAUGUAUUUUUAUGCCUGCAAUUAUUUCGGAGCCGAAAGUUGUAAACGUAAUAAGAAGGAAACGAAUGCAGUUACCUAUUGCCCGUGCUUCGUGCAGGUGUCUGUUCGUCCCGAUGCUACUGUUCAGGCCGUGGCUUGCUUCAGCCACUACGGCCAUCCGGUAAACUCUUUCUCAUCAAUUCUCAAGGAAAAUGAUGAGUUUGUGGAGGCGUCGAUUGCAGGGGUUGUCCCUGAAAAAGCAGCGUCGACUCAUCUGUUGGGAGAUAGAUGGAUGAAUGUAAUAAAACCAAAGGAAGAGCCACUGUUUGAAGCUCAUGAGCCGGUAACCCUCAGCGACUCACCUCAAACAUCUCAUGAAGAAUCUGAUCAAAGUGUUCUGUUUAUGAAAGUGGUCAAAGAUGAAGAUUCGGAAGAUCGGGCCAAAGAGACUUUCCACGUUUUGGAAAGGGUAGUUGCUAUGAUUUUGGAAUCGGGGCGAUCUCUGAUGAGAGAACGACGCUUCGAAGAAAUCGAACGUUUGAAUGGUAAUUUAUUUGCCAUUUACAAGAAUUUGCCGCCAAAUGUUAAUGGGUUACCAAGAUAA